AUGACUGGUGGUACCUUCAAAUUCACGUGGGGCCAUCCCGCCGAAGAGGUCUAUGUCACCGGCACCUUCGACAACUGGACCAAGUCGGAGAGGCUCAGCAAGGUCGGCGACUCCUUCGAGAAGAACGUUACUCUCCCCGACGCUUCCAAGAAGAUCUACUACAAGUUCGUCGUCGACAACAACUGGAUCACCGACCACACGGCCCCGCAAGAGCCUGAUCACGAGGGAAACGUAAACAACUUCCUGACGCCCGAGCAGAUUGUGAAGGAGAACCCCAUCGCCGCCAUCAUGAACACCACCACUCCCGAGUCUACCACGGCCGCCCUGGCCAAGGAUGUGCCUCUCGAGAACUCCAAGGCGAGCGAGGAGGAACCCAAGGCCACCCCCGUCCAUGCCAUUGGCGGCUUCCCCCAGACGCCCGUCGACGAGCUCGACAAGACCAUCAGCGUCAACCCUCUGCCUGCGAGCGAUGUGACCAAGCCCCAGCCCAACAUUGCGCCCGGCGAGCCUCUCCCCCCUUCCACCCACGCUGGUGAUAUUCACUCCCAGGUCACUCUCGACAAGGAGUCGUACGAGAAGAGCGACCGCCUGCCCGGCUUGACCGAGGCAAACUCUACCCUGCCCAGCACCACCGGCGCCGACAUUCCCGAGUCCAGCCUGCCCAUGCCCGCUGCUGCCAUUGCUGCCGGCAUUGACACGACCACCAUCAACACGGUGACUCCCGAGGCCAGCACCGCCGCUCUCGCUGCCAACGUGCCCAAGACUGUCAACGCCGCUGCGCUCGACGCCAAGGUUCCCGAGGCUGUCGUUGAGAGCCAGAAGGCCGCCGGUGUUGACCCCGAGGCCAGCGCUGACCCCAAGGAGGUCAUCGACAAGGCUACUGUCGAGGAUGAGCUGAAGGAGAAGGUCCCCGAGGCCCCCUCAACGUCUGAGGGCACCGCCGGCUUCGGCACCCAGAAGUCUGAGAACGCCGGCAUCGCCGCUACUGCCAUCACUGCUGGCGGCAUCGCGCUCGCCGCUGCCGUUGCUGCGAAGGACGCCAUCAUUGGCAAGGCCGAGCCCGCCACCACUUCGGCCUCUGAGACGGCCACCGACGCCGCCAACCAGGCCUCCGCCGCCGCCGCCGGUGCUGCCGCCAACCUCCCCGAGGGUGUCAAGGAGAAGCUUCCCGAGUCGGUGCAGGAGACGAUCAAGAGCCAGGCCCAGGAGGAUGUCCGCCAGGAGGUCGCCCCCACUGUCCCCAGCGAGGUCAAGGAGUCCAUCAUCGAGGCCGGCAAGGCCCCCGAGGCUGCCGCCAGCACCUCUGCCGUUCAGGACAAGGCUGCCGUCGAGUCCGAGCUGCUGCAGGAGGUCAAGGCCGUUCCCGCCAUCGGCGAGGCCAAGUCGAAGACGGAGGAGGUCAAGACUGAUUCUGCCGUCGGUGCCGCCCCUGUUCUGGUCACCGAGGAGGUCAAGCAAGACGCUGCUGCUGCCGUUGCCGCACCGGCCGCCAUCACCCCAUCUGCUCCCAAGGUUGACGAUGUCCCCGCCGCCAGCAACCCCGCUCUGCACACCGCCGCGACCCCCGUCGUGACCGAUGGUCCGUCUACCACGUCGACUGCCGUCAAGUCCGAACCUGAGUCUGUUGCGCCCGCUACCGAGGCCAAGACUGAGACGGCCGCUGUGGAGGACAAGGCCGAGGAGACCAAGCCUGUCCCGACGAAGGAGGGCGAGAUUCUUCCCAACGGCGCCAAUGCCGCUGCGCCGGCCGAGCCCGUGAAGCAGACGACACAGGAGUCUCCCGCCACGCCCGCCAAGGCUGAGGCAUCUGGCUCGACUACGACGCCCAGCACCAGCAGCCAGAAGGGCACUGAGCAGAAGAAGAAGAACCGCCUCAGCGCCUUCAUCGGCAAGCUCAAGAGCAAGGUGCACUCGAAGGAUUAG
Verticillium nonalfalfae is the source of this 1923-nucleotide messenger RNA. RefSeq lists its product as uncharacterized. NCBI's taxonomy places the organism in Eukaryota, Fungi, Ascomycota, Sordariomycetes, Glomerellales, Plectosphaerellaceae. The transcript has 3 exons. Gene Ontology annotation, biological process: signal transduction. Gene Ontology annotation, molecular function: protein kinase binding. Gene Ontology annotation, cellular component: cytoplasm; nucleus; nucleotide-activated protein kinase complex. The record is from RefSeq and is a predicted model, not a curated record. The coding region runs from base 1 to 1923 and encodes 640 amino acids.